AGGUGCCACGAAAAGAGCAACUAAGUCACAUCGAUAUCACAUUUAUAACGCAACCAAUUAAUUUUCUGAUGAAUUUCAAAAAAAAAAUUAACAUUAUAUUUACACUAGCUUACUUUAAAUAAAUAAAAUAAUAAACAACCUUAAGCCAGUGAAGAAUGUAUCACAAAAAUAAUGUAAGCUUAUCUUGAGAGAACUUUGGACUUUUUGAUUUUCUCGUAUCCAGCCUCAACCUCGUUUUGAAAAAGACAUAUAAUUUGUUCGCAUCUUGAAAAUGAGGGUAUAGUUGGAGAAAAAAUAAUUCGUUCACCGCAAACCAAAAGAAUUUGACAUUUGCGAAAACAGCUGACAGAUCUGACAAUGGCAGCAGCAAAUGGACAAAUAACCAGCUACAGUGAUUACCAAGAAGUAUUUGUUAAACUCAGGGAACUACCCAACUACGCCGACCUUAAGAGAAAAGUCGACGAUGUGGUCAAAAACAGUUCUUGGUGGGAUCUUUAUGGUGUCGAUUGGAUGAUCACUCUCUGCGGAUUUGCCUGCCUCCCCGUCGGUUGGCUGUUGUUAAGGUCAUAUAAUCCCAUUCUUUUCCUCCUUGGGAUGUUCAUCGUCGGCUGUGUCCAUGCACUGCUUGCCAACAAAUGUGGACACCUGGUCGUACAUAAUGCAAUGUGCGUCUCGAAGAAAUGGGGUGUGUUCUGGCGAAUUUUCUUCGGUGAGCUUUGUGGAUCAUUUUCUGACGAAAUGGGCAUGGAAAUUCACGUCAAAAUACACCAUCCACAUACAAAUAUCAUAGGACUUGGGGACUCUAGUUCCUGGAGAGCACCAUUUCUCCCAUGCUACAUUUACAUGUUUUUGGCUCCACUGGCAUUACCUGCCCUGACCCCGUUCAUUUCUUUAGUGUUACUCUGGGGACGAUGGCUAAAGAUUUUGCGCUGGCUUCCUGUGAUGACAGCCGGCCUGGUGAUAAAUGCCUACAUUCUUGUCCAUGUCUCUGGGUUUACCUGGACCGGAGCACUGUGGUGUAUGUGUGUAAGCCGUGCUGUGCUGGCCAUACCCUACAUCCAUGUCAACAUUUUCCAGCACAUAGGAUUGCCCAUGUACGACAGAAAGCACCGCCCAAAAAGGAUUUAUCAAAUGUCCACAGGUGUGCUGAAUCUGUCUCGAAACCUCAUCCUGGACUACUGUUUUGGGCAUUCACUCAUCAGUUGUCAUGUUGAGCACCACUUGUUCAACAGACUUUCUGAUAAUAUGUGCCUGAAGAUCAAACCACUGGUGAAGCAGUUCUUAAAGGAUAAUGGUUUGCCAUACCAAGAGGCAGAUUACAUGGAAAGAGUCAACUUUUUUGUUUCAAAAUAUGAUGAUCUUAUGGUGAAGUUGCCACCUGUUAUUCACUUUGUUGGUAUUCAGUAACUUCAACUUAAGGUUGCUUCAAAAGAGAUGAAAGUGAGAGGACAGAAGAUGGAUUAUAACUCAAUUUAAUGCAACUUAUUUAGUGCUGUGAUAAUUAAAAACCUACCAGUUAGAUAAACAAGCAUUCUGUUGUUGAUCAAUGCACUUUCAUUUAUGACAUUUGAAAAUGUGAGAACACAAACUGUAUUGACUGUGAAACAGUUCAUUGAGUGAAUUUUCUCUGUGCCAAAGUAGAUUAUGUUUACGUAAUUUGCAAAAUUCUUUAUGCUGAAUGAUUCAUUUGAAAUGUUAUCCUACAAAUGUCUGGGCCAUAGGAUGAGCAAAAAGCAGAGGGGGAGGGGGGCACAGCUCUUGAAGGCCAUGAUUCAUACAGGCAGGGUUUUUCAAUUGCCUUUGGUACUUGUCUAGAUGCUGACUGAAGGAAAAUCAGAGGUUUCUAACUGACAGCUGGGAAAAAGGAAAGUGCUGACUUAAGUUUAAAAAAUCUUUGUCAAAAAAAUCCCCUCCUUCCUUCAGCCUACAGCCCAGAUUAUUCAGUACUUAGUUGAAAGUAUUUUCUGUUUAUAUGUGGUAAUGUGGAGUGUUCACUUAAGUUUUGAAUUUAUGUCUUGAUGUGUUUUCACAUUAAUACACUGGUUAAAAAUGACAGGUCUUUAAAUGUAAUUUAAGAAUAUUUUCCUAACACUGUAGAUAUUUAAUUGUAGUUUUUUGACAUUGAACUGAUGUACCAUAAGCAUUCCUUUUAAACUGGUGUUUUGUGUGAUGUUGUGAAUUUACCUCUAUCAGUAUUCAAGUAAAUUGUUAUGCACAAUUGUAA
This is a messenger RNA of Lingula anatina, 2224 nucleotides long. Its product is annotated as fatty acid desaturase 6. Gene Ontology annotation, molecular function: oxidoreductase activity, acting on paired donors, with oxidation of a pair of donors resulting in the reduction of molecular oxygen to two molecules of water. The record is from RefSeq and is a predicted model, not a curated record. Gene Ontology annotation, biological process: lipid metabolic process. Gene Ontology annotation, cellular component: membrane. NCBI's taxonomy places the organism in Eukaryota, Metazoa, Brachiopoda, Lingulata, Lingulida, Lingulidae.